AGAACCAGAAUGAUGAAAAAGUAAGAGAACAGGAAGCUGCGAAAGCUGUACACAGGGCCAGCGGGUGCCGUUUUCGCUGUUAUCGCUCCGGGUGCCAAACGCUUCGUCUGCUCCUGGCACUUUCUGCUUGUCUGGCAGGCCUUGGCUGUCUGCUGUACGCUGCAAGAUUUUGUUUCUGUAUCGGACAGCGUUCCAGUAAUAUACGGAAAACAGAAGGGCCACAAAACGUCCCUCGCGGCUUUAUGGGCCAACAUAGGGAAGGACAGCGCGGCCACUUGUUUCCGCUUCCAGGAGAAUGACAGUGUCGUGAGCAAACGGCACGAGAUCAACCUCAUCGUGUCGGCCACCCACCUGUCAAGAGAAGGCGAUGCUGGUUGGUUUUUCGUGCAUCAUCGCCAGGACCAACUUGGGAGGCAGUACGGUGGCCGGCCGUAGUAGCCGGACCAUCAAGCACUGGCGGCCCGAUGUCUUGCUACUUGCCCUACGGACCAACUUGAUGUCAGUUCUGGCGGCCUGCUGUCUUCCUGCCCGACAUGGAGAUAUUGUGACUAGCUGUUCUAGCAACCUGGUCCGAGGAGCCCCAGCGUUCCACCAGCCGAGCUCAGUGACACCUCUUUCAAGCAACACUACAAGUGGUGAUGUCAACACGUCCGUGGCUUUCACCAGUCACCUCAACUAGACGCUGGUUGGCGAUCACUUCACGAAGACCACGAAGUAGCAGAUCACCGAGGCUCAACUCCGCGCCGAUGGUACAGCCGAAGUCAUGCAACGAGACACCACGCCCGAGGAACGUCGGGAAAUGUGUGGACAGC
Messenger RNA from Dermacentor albipictus, 812 nucleotides. RefSeq lists its product as uncharacterized. NCBI's taxonomy places the organism in Eukaryota, Metazoa, Arthropoda, Arachnida, Ixodida, Ixodidae. The record is from RefSeq and is a predicted model, not a curated record.